GGCGGUGAGGCACGGGGGAGUUGUCCUCGCGCCGGAGCCCGGUGGAUGCUGCUGAAACAAGAUGGCUGUGCGCGCAGGAGGAGCAGCGGCGGAGAGCUGAGGCAAUGCAGAGGAGGAAGCAGAGGGGGGGCGAGGAAUCCACUCUCGUGUCCUACCCCGUCUUUAAAAGAGCAACAGUCCCGCAGAAGGACAGACGAGCCUCUCUGAGAUGGUGCCAAUUUAUUACCGCUGUUACCAUUCAGGGUAAAGGUUUCUGUCGGGUUUGAGUUUUUUCCUGUGGCCAAGACUCUUAAAAAAAAGGACUGACCAAACAAACCUCGGAGCACUAAGUAGAGGACAGCCGGGGACGCUUUCAGAGAUGUCCCUGCUGUGUGUGGGAGUGAAGAAAGCCAAGCUGGAUGGAGCCCAAGAAAAGUUCAACACUUAUGUGACUCUCAAGGUGCAAAAUGUGAAGAGCACAACCAUCGCUGUCAGGGGCAACCUGCCCUGCUGGGAGCAGGACUUCAUGUUUGAAAUCAACCGCCUGGACCUCGGCCUGACCGUGGAGGUGUGGAACAAGGGGUUAAUCUGGGACACCAUGGUCGGCACCGUGUGGAUUCCCCUCCACAGCAUCCGGCAGUCAAAUGAGGAAGGUCCGGGGGAGUGGCUGACGCUGGACUCUCAAGUCAUCAUGGCGGACAGCGAGAUCUGUGGAACCAAAGACCCCACUCUGCACCUGGUGCUGCUUGAUACACGCUUUGAACUGCCACUAGAUAUCCCUGAGGACGAGGCACGCUACUGGGCCAAAAAACUGGAGCAGCUCAAUGCCAUGAGGGACCAAGAUUACUCCUACCAGGAGGAGCAGGAACGCCCUCUCCGCGUACCGGGAACCCAGUGCUGUAACUGGAGUCUGUGGGGAGAUCAGCAAAAUGAAGAUCAAGACAGCGCUGUUGAUGACAGGGACAGCGACUAUCGCAGUGAAACCAGUAACAGCAUUCCGCCUCCCUACUACAGCACGUCCCAACCCAAUGCCUCCGUCCACCAGUAUCCCAUCAGCCACCAGCACCGCAGCUCCAGAAGCCUCUCGUAUCCACGCUCCGGGACCAACCAAGAUCUCGACUACCAACAUCAAAGGACUAUCAGUCCCACUGGCAGCUAUGCAUCUUCUGCCGAGCUCAGUCGAUGCAGCAGUCAGCUGAGUGAGGAAGACUACGGAGGCGAGUACGGAGAGAGGGACCCGUACGACGAGAAUGACUCAUACCACUCCUGCCACUCCUCUGUCAGCUACAGUAAAGGCUCUCCAGACUGGGACCCUGAUGAGACCCAGGGGGCCUACAGCGACGAGGGCGGCUACAGCAAAGAUGGAGGAGAAGAGGUUGCACUGUACGAGGGGGAUGACGGAGAGCUGUAUGAGGGAGAGGAGGAAGGCCUAUACGAGGACGAGGAGAUCAUGUACGACGACGAGGACUUGUACAAUCUAGAUGGGACCCUCAGUGAGGACCUUGAGCCGCCGUUCACUCCCACUCCGACGUCCACCGCGCCGCCGACGCUUGACAUACCCAGCUCCAGGCCUCCUCUGGAGAAACAGUCCUCCAUACACCAACAACCUCCGGGUAAAACCCCCAACCAAGCAUCCGGUCAGCCUCAACCUCCUGCAGCGCAGCCCCCCGCGGGUCACCAAGCAGCCCAGCCCCCCAAACAACCGCAGCCCCAAACACAACCUCAACCUCAAGCGGCGCCGUCUGCCACAUCCUUCUUCUCAAUGGCCAAACCUCUGACGGCUGCAGUUACGGGCCUGGCGUCUUCGUUCCUGUCGUCGGUCCCCGCUGCCCAGCCGGCCCAGCCUCACCCACCGGCCUCAGCCGUUCCCCAGCAGCACCAGCCCGCUGCCGUAAGCUCUGUCCCUCCUUCACACCCGGCCACCUCGGCUAAUUCGGCGUCCCAGCCGCCCUCCACUGCCACGGGCCCCCCGUCCCAGCAGCCCCCACCCACCGCGUCGCCCCAAUCACACGCCGACGAUCCCUCCGCCGCACAGCCAGCCGGUCUGGAGGACAAGGCGCCUCAAAUUGAAGAAGAAGAGUGGAUAGAAAAUGAGAUGAUGGAGGAGAUGGAGGUCAGCACGCCCCCUGCUAAAGACGAGGAGAAGCUUCCUGCGGAGACGAAAGAGGAGCACUAUGAAGACAGCAGACCACUGGCAGCUGAGGAGCACAACGAGGUCCCCCCUGAGAGUCCUCCAGCACCAGAGGAGCCAAAAGAGCCGGUCGAUCCAGCCGUCAGAGCCAAAGAAAACUGGCUAAGGCUCUACAACAAGGUCUUAGACCAGCUACGAGAAGCACGAGGAGAGACCUCCAGCUCGUUGUGGUUUGGUAAAGGAGGAAUGGGAGGUGCACUCUACAGUAUUGACAGCAUGCCUGACCUUCGCAAGAGAAAAGCAAUUCCUCUCGUCAGAGAUCUGGCUAUGUCUCUGGUGCAGAACUCACGUAAAGCCGGGAUCACCUCCGCCAUGGCUUCAACCACUCUUGGCAACGAAGAGCUGAAGAGCCAUGUGUAUAAAAAGACCCUGCAGGCCCUGAUUUACCCCAUCUCCUCCACCACUCCACAUAACUUUGAAGUGUGGACUGCCACCACCCCCACUUACUGCUACGAGUGCGAGGGACUGCUGUGGGGCAUCGCGCGGCAGGGCAUGCGCUGCUCCGAGUGUGGCGUUAAAUGCCACGAAAAGUGCCAGGACCUGCUUAACGCCGACUGCCUGCAGAGAGCCGCAGAAAAGAGCUCCAAGCACGGCGCGGAGGACCGGACGCAGAACAUCAUCAUGGUCCUAAAGGACCGCAUGAAGAUCAGAGAGAGGAAUAAGCCAGAGAUCUUCGAGCUAAUCCAGGAAGUGUUCGGAUUAGACAAGACCACACACAGCACGCACAUGAAACAGAUCAAGCAGAGCGUGCUGGACGGCACCUCCAAGUGGUCGGCGAAGAUUAGCAUCACAGUGGUUUGUGCCCAGGGUCUUCAGGCUAAAGACAAAACAGGCUCCAGUGACCCGUACGUAACUGUCCAAGUUGGAAAGACAAAGAAAAGGACCAAAACCAUUUAUGGUAACCUGAACCCAGUCUGGGAAGAGAGCUUUCACUUUGAGUGCCACAACUCUUCUGACCGCAUCAAGGUCCGCGUCUGGGACGAGGAUGACGACAUCAAGUCCCGUGUGAAGCAGAGGUUCAAACGCGAGAGCGACGACUUCCUGGGUCAGACCAUCAUCGAAGUGCGCACUCUGAGUGGGGAGAUGGAUGUCUGGUACAACCUGGACAAGAGGACAGAUAAGUCUGCCGUGUCGGGGGCCAUCCGGAUGCACAUAAGUGUGGAGAUCAAAGGCGAAGAGACUGUAGCCCCUUACCAUGUCCAGUACACCUGUCUACAUGAGCACCUGUUCCAGUACACCACUGAGGACCAAAACGGAGGUGUAGUAAAGAUCCCUGACGCCAAAGGUGACGAUGCCUGGAAGGUGUACUUUGAUGAAACGGCACAGGAGAUCGUGGAUGAGUUCGCCAUGAGAUAUGGAGUCGAGUCCAUCUACCAGGCCAUGACCCAUUUUGCCUGCUUGUCAUCUAAGUACAUGUGCCCAGGAGUGCCAGCUGUGAUGAGCACCCUGCUCGCCAACAUCAACGCAUACUACGCCCACACCACCCAGUCCUCCAACAAUGUUUCUGCCUCAGACAGAUUCGCCGCAUCGAACUUUGGAAAAGAGAGGUUUGUCAAACUGCUGGAUCAGCUGCACAACUCCCUGAGGAUCGACCUGUCCAUGUAUCGGAAUAAUUUCCCCGCCAGCAGUCCUGAAAGACUUCAAGACCUCAAGUCUACGGUUGACCUGCUGACGAGCAUCACGUUUUUCAGGAUGAAGGUCCAGGAGCUGCAGAGUCCACCCAGGGCGAGUCAGGUGGUGAAGGACUGCGUAAAAGCCUGUCUCAACUCCACCUACGAGUACAUCUUCAACAACUGCCAUGAUCUGUACAACAGGGAAUAUCAGUCGGACCCGGCGAAAGCCGUCCCCCCAGAUGAGCAGGGUCCCAGCAUCAAGAAUCUGGACUUCUGGUCAAAGCUCAUCACACUGAUUGUGUCCAUAAUAGAGGAAGAUAAAAACUCAUACACUCCUUGCCUUAAUCAGUUUCCACAAGAACUCAACGUGGGCAAAAUUAGCGCUGAAGUCAUGUGGAACAUGUUUGCACAAGAUAUGAAAUACGCCAUGGAAGAGCAUGAGAAGCACCGCCUGUGUAAAAGUGCAGACUACAUGAAUUUGCACUUCAAGGUAAAGUGGCUGUAUAACGAAUACUGCAAGGAGCUGCCCACUUUCCAGAAGCACGUACCCGAAUAUCCAGCCUGGUUCGAGCCAUUCGUCGUCAUGUGGUUGGACGAAAACGAGGAAGUUUCCAGAGAUUUCCUCCAUGGAGCGCUGGAGAGGGACAAGAAAGAUGGGUUCCAGGUCACGUCGGAGCACGCUUUGUUCUCCUGCUCCGUGGUGGACGUGUUCUCUCAGCUCAAUCAGAGCUUUGAAAUCAUUCGCAAGCUGGAGUGUCCCGACCCUCAGAUUGUUGGCAACUACAUGAAGAGAUUUGCCAAGACUAUUGGCAAUGUCCUGCUUUCCUAUGCUGAUAUAAUAGCAAAGGACUUUCCAAAUCACGUCAAAAAAGAGAAAGUGCCAUGUAUCAUCAUCAAUAACAUCCAGCAGCUCCGGGUUCAGCUGGAGAAGAUGUUUGAGGCCAUGGGAGGAAAAGAUCUCAACGUGGAGGCAAGUGAUUUCCUGAAGGAGCUCCAGAACAAACUGAACAGCGUCAUGGACGACCUCAGCCACAUCUUCGCUGUCAGCUUCCAACCCCAGAUUGAGGAUAACGUGAGGCAGAUGGGGGACAUCCUAGCCCAGGUCAAAGGUCAGACAGUCCCAGCAAAUGGCAGCGUGGUUCAGGAGGCUGACAACGUCCUGCAACCGAUCAUGGAUUUCCUGGACAGCAACUUGUCGCUGUUUGCAAAGAUCUGUGAGAAGACCGUCCUGAAGAGAGUGCUGAAGGAACUGUGGAAACUGGUGAUGAACACAAUGGAAAAAACGAUUGUGCUUCCAACGCUUACGGACCAGACGGGAACCCAGAUGAUCUUCAAUGCUGCUAAGGACUUGGGACAGCUCUCCAAGCUCAAGGAGCACAUGGGCCGAGAGGAGGCCAAAGCCCUGACUCCCAAACAGUGUGCAGUCAUAGAGCUGGCACUUGAUACUAUUAAGCAAUAUUUCCAUGCGGGCGGCGUCGGCCUGAAGAAGACGUUCUUAGAGAAGAGUCCCGAUUUGCAGUCUCUGCGCUACGCCCUGUCCUUGUACACGCAGGCCACUGACAAGCUCAUCAGGAAGUUCAUCCUCUCCCAGCAUGCCCAGGUCCAUGGGGGGAAAGGAAUCAGGUAUACUGCAAAUGAAGACACCCCACCAGAGAAAGCAUCGGGAGUGGACGCGGUUGGUGAGGUGGUCAUGAACGUGGACAUCCUGCCCCAGCCGAACGGAGAGCACAAGAUCAGUAUUAAAGUGGUGGCUGCUAAUGACCUGAAAUGGAAAGCACAAGGCUUCAGGCCUUUUGUGGAAGUCUACAUCAUUGGGCCUCACCUCAGUGACAAAAAGAGGAAAUUUGCCACCAAGUCCAAGAACAACAGCUGGUCGCCAAAGUUCAACGAGAGCUUUCAGUACUCGCUUGGUACCGAAGUGGGUCCGGAGAGCUACGAGCUGCAGGUGUGCGUGAAGGACUACUGCUUCGCCAGGGAGGACCGCACCGUGGGGAUGGCCGUGCUGCAGGUGAAGGACAUGGCGAACAAGGGCAGCGUCACCUGCUGGCUGCCGCUGGGACGGCGGGUCCACAUGGACGAGACGGGCCUGACGGUGCUGCGCAUCCUCUCCCAGCGCAACAACGACGACGUGGCCAAAGAGUUCGUCAAGCUCAAGUCCGACCAGCGCUCGGCAGAGGAGGGCCGCAGCUGAUGGGGAGGAGGGCGAACGGAGAACACGUGUGCACA
Molecule: messenger RNA, 6009 nt
Organism: Fundulus heteroclitus (mummichog)
Lineage: Eukaryota; Metazoa; Chordata; Actinopteri; Cyprinodontiformes; Fundulidae
Product: protein unc-13 homolog A
Exons: 42
Coding region: 359-5974 (1871 amino acids)
Biological process (GO): synaptic vesicle maturation; dense core granule priming; synaptic vesicle priming
Cellular component (GO): terminal bouton; synaptic vesicle membrane; plasma membrane
Molecular function (GO): calmodulin binding; diacylglycerol binding; syntaxin-1 binding
Source: RefSeq, a predicted model, not a curated record